AGGAACGAUUUGCUCAUUCGGCCGCCGCUCUUCGCUCCAGCACCACACGCGCUCUCUCCUGCCAGCCAACAGAAUGGACACGGCAGAAUUUAAGGAUUUUGCCCGGAGCAUGGUCGACUUCAUCGGCGACUACCUGGACAAUAUCAGGGACAGACGCGUGCUGCCCGAAGUGGAGCCGGGGUACAUUCGUCCGCUUUUGCCGGACGCGGCGCCUGAGGAUGGCGAGCGCUGGCAGGCGGUGAUGGGCGACCUGGAGAAGGUCAUCAUGCCCGGCGUGACCCACUGGCACCACCCGCAGUUCCACGCCUACUUCCCCACGGCCAACAGCUACCCUGCCAUCGUCGCCGACAUGCUCUCCGGCGCCAUCGCCUGCAUCGGAUUCUCAUGGAUUGCGAGUCCGGCGUGCACAGAGCUGGAGGUGAUCAUGCUGGACUGGCUGGGCAAGAUGCUGGACCUGCCGGCCGAGUUCCUCGCCUGCUCCAACGGCAAGGGUGGCGGCGUCAUCCAGGGCACGGCCUCCGAGGCCACCCUGGUCGCCCUGCUUGGCGCCAAGGCCAAGGCCCUGCGCAAGGCCAAGGAGCUCGAGCCGGACCAGCCCGAGGCUCUGCUCACCUCAAAACUCGUCGGCUACUGCUCAGACCAGGCUCAUUCGUCGGUGGAGCGCGCUGGACUGCUCGGAGGGAUCAAACUGCGCACCGUGGCCGCAGGGGAUGAUUUUCGUCUGAGGGGGGAGGCCCUGCGCAAGGCCAUCAGGGAGGACAAGGAGGCUGGACUCACUCCUUUCUUUGCCGUGGCAACUCUAGGCACGACGAAUUGCUGCGCGUUUGACGACCUGGACGAGAUCGGGACGGUGUGCGUGGAGGAGGAUUUGUGGCUGCACGUGGACGCGGCGUACGCGGGCUCAGCGUUCAUCUGCCCCGAGUUCCGGCCGCUGAUGCGCGGCAUCGAAAAGGCCGACUCGUUCAACUUCAACCCGCACAAGUGGAUGCUGGUCAACUUUGACUGCUCGGCCAUGUGGCUCAAGGACCCCAACUACGUGGUCAACGCCUUCAACGUCGACCCCCUCUACCUCAAGCACGAGCAGCAGGGCGCCGCCCCUGACUACAGGCACUGGCAAAUCCCGCUGGGCAGGAGGUUCCGCUCGCUCAAGUUGUGGUUCGUCAUGCGCAUCUACGGCGUCAAGGGUCUGCAGGCGCACAUCCGCAAGCAGGUGGCCCUGGCCAAGCAGUUCGAGGGCCUCGUCAAGCAGGACCCGCGCUUUGAACUCCUCUGCCCGGCCUCCAUGGGCCUCGUCUGCUUCAGACUCAAGGGGAGCAACGAGAGCAACGAACUGCUGCUGAAGAAGGUGAACGCCAACGGCAAGAUCCACAUGGUGCCCUCCAAGAUCAAGGACACUUAUUUCCUGCGCAUGGCCGUUUGCUCCCGCUUCUGUCUGCCCACCGACAUGGAGUUGGCCUUCAACGAGGUCGCCUCUUUGGCUGCAGAGUUUCAGUAGAGACCGGCAAAUAUGGUAGUACUUUUUUAGUAUUUAGUCGCGCAGUGUAGGGAGGACAAUAAUUUACAAAAAAGCACCCUCAUGACAAUAUAUUGUAUGUAUUUCUCAAACGCCAACAUUUUCACUCAUUUAUCCAUCAAUGUACUUUCUGUCAAACUUAUCAAGGGACCAAUUUAUUUGAACAAAUUUUAAAUCAUUUGUUUUGUGAUGUUUUAUAUUUUCUAAGUUAUGGAUAUUUUUGACAAAUAAAUUUAAAUUUACUCAUAAUUCUCCAACUCAGUUAUGAGUCAAACGUAUUUAUUGUGUAGUAAAAUAAAAUAAUAUAUGAAACUUUU
Molecule: messenger RNA, 1830 nt
Organism: Neocloeon triangulifer
Lineage: Eukaryota; Metazoa; Arthropoda; Insecta; Ephemeroptera; Baetidae
Product: aromatic-L-amino-acid decarboxylase
Exons: 8
Coding region: 74-1495 (473 amino acids)
Biological process (GO): serotonin biosynthetic process; amino acid metabolic process; catecholamine metabolic process
Molecular function (GO): pyridoxal phosphate binding; aromatic-L-amino-acid decarboxylase activity
Source: RefSeq, a predicted model, not a curated record